Fundulus heteroclitus (mummichog) is the source of this 2094-nucleotide messenger RNA. RefSeq names its product Krueppel-like factor 15. The transcript has 3 exons. Gene Ontology annotation, molecular function: RNA polymerase II cis-regulatory region sequence-specific DNA binding; DNA-binding transcription factor activity, RNA polymerase II-specific. Gene Ontology annotation, biological process: regulation of transcription by RNA polymerase II. The coding region runs from base 441 to 1838 and encodes 465 amino acids. The record is from RefSeq and is a predicted model, not a curated record. NCBI's taxonomy places the organism in Eukaryota, Metazoa, Chordata, Actinopteri, Cyprinodontiformes, Fundulidae.
GGGCCGCAGAGCGGGGACGAGCCUUCAGUGGGAGCCUCUCAUUUUCACUACAGUCAUGUGACAGCCAUAUAGUACAACUCCAUGGAAGCAGAGAGCAGACAGACGGACUGCAGCGCUGCGUGGAUGUGUCUCAAGGGUAAAUCUUGCAAAGAGAAACAUCUCAUUAUCAGAUCCAGAAGAUGAAACCGACCUUCUCCGAGCCCCCGUUACAACGGACCAUGAGCACGAAAUCCAGUAUCCAGCCUGAACAUCUUGGAUUGUUUCCUGGACGGCUACGUUUCCACUCUGGGUGUUUCAGGGUCUAACCAGAGUGGGAAGGGUGGCCUUGCUUACUUGGAUUUAUUUGGUCUACACCUCUCCACUCCAAGGACAAGUUCUCUUGCAAGCCAUUGUAAACAUAGACUCCAGAAAUCCUGCCAGAAAAGGCGAUCUUGCCAGGGAUGGUGGAUAACUCUCCAGUGAGUGGAGAGACUUUCUUUCCACACAAUUGUUUCCCACGGGCAUACCAGCAGUUAGACAUGGUCUCAGACCUGGGCUCCUACCAGGGGAUUCCAUCACCAUUUUCAGAUGAUGAUGUAAGUGUGUUAUCGAGCCCUCAUUCCUGCUCCAGCCAGGACUCCCAGGAGCUCAGCUCUAGCUGCAGUAGCAACUCCAGUGCAGAAAGCCAGGACAGCAUCCUGGACCACCUGCUGUCACAGACCUCCUUAGGAAGUGCCAGCAGUGCUUCUGCAAGGCCUGCUGCAUCUGUAUCAUUAUCACCCUUCCAAUGGGGCUCAAGGAGCGAUGAUGCCUCUAAACAUGAGCCAGUGAAGGGUGAACAUUUUGACUUCCUCACUUGGUCAAAUGUGGAGACAGAAGAACAACUUAGAGGGUCAUUCCAGCCCACAUUGGAAGAGAUUGAAGAAUUCCUUGAGGAGAAUAUGGAGAUGGUGACAAUGAAACAUGACGGGUGUGAGGUUGAACCAGAAGAAACUUUUCAUCUUAGUGGGGGUCUGGAGAGUUGCAGGGCUUCCACUUCUGGGCCUAAGUUGGAGCUAGAGACCAAGUAUUCAGACCAAACUGUCCCCACUGCCAGCACUUCUAGUCCAGCCAUGGCUGCCGCUGCUGUGGAUAAAGCAGCAUUGGUUAACCCAACACAUGACUCUGGUACAGAGGCCAAGAAAACAUCAACCAAUAAACCUUCAUUAGCAGACAAGGCCACAAAUAGCAAUGGGAUGCCAGUAAUCCUACAUAUUCAACCCAUUCAGGUUAAGCAGGAGCCAACAUUGAACCCAGUUACCCCAUCGGCCCAGCCCUCACACCCUGCCCGAGCCCCAGACAUCAAAAUUGCCCAGUUAUUGGUCAACAUCCAAGGACAGACUUUUGCCCUGGUGCCUCACAUUUUGCCUUCCCCCAGCUUUAGUGUCUCCAAGUUUGUACGGAUUGCACCAGUCCCCAUCGCAGCCAAACCUAUUGGGCUCAGUGACAGCUCUUCCAGCCAGGGAUCUGGAAUUCUCAUAGGAGGUCAAAAGUUUCAAAAGAAUCCGGUUGCAGAUCUUAUUAAAAUGCACAAAUGCUCUUUUCCUGGCUGCAACAAGAUGUACACAAAAAGCAGCCAUCUGAAGGCCCACCUAAGGAGACACACCGGGGAAAAGCCUUUUGCCUGCAACUGGCAAGGCUGUGGAUGGAGGUUUUCACGGUCUGAUGAGCUGUCUCGUCACAGGCGAUCCCACUCAGGUGUCAAGCCCUACCAAUGUCCUGUAUGUGAGAAGAAAUUCGCCCGCAGUGACCACCUGUCAAAACACAUCAAAGUUCACCGUUUUCCUCGAGGCAGCCGGACAGUUCGCUCAGUAAACUGACUCUUCUGCAGUUCCGGUGAUCACAGGAAAUACUUAGAAGGAGAGAUCAACUCCACAGACAAAUAUGCCACCGAAGCUAAAUUUGACUGUUAGGAUGUUUGCACAUUUUCAGUGCCAACAGCUCAAAACAUAUAUCUGGAUUUAAGCUGUCUAUGAUUUGUUGUAAUGAACUGUAAACCCAUGCACAGCUGAAGUUUUUGAUUUUGGUGUCUUGUGGUCACACCUGUAGGGCAGGGGUUAAAGCAAAAAUAAUCAA